AUGCCAGGCUGCUCUGUGCAGACGCUGAAACCUCUUCAGAGAGCAGCAGAGGCCCCCGAGUGGGCCUAUUCCACACCACCCCGCAGCCCACGGGACAAAGAGGCUGGCACACUGCAGGUGCUGGCAGCACUGGCCAUGCUGGGGCUGGGCUUCGUGGCUCUCACCUACCGCCUAUUGCAAGUGCCCCCUCCUCCCACCUGGGGCCAGGCACACCCCAAGGAAGUGAGCGGCUCCAUCCUGGCCUGGAAGCCUCUGGGAGGGGAGGCCAGGCAGCAGAGGGACUCCUGCCGGCUCGUCCUCGUGGAAAGCAUCCCCCAGGACCUGCCAUCUGCAGCCGGCACUCCAGCUGCCCAGCCCCUGGCCCAGGCCUGGCUGCAGCUGCUGGACACUGCCCAGGAGAGUGUCCAUGUGGCCUCAUACUACUGGUCCCUCACGGGGCCUGACAUCGGGGUCAACGACUCGUCUUCCCAGCAGGGAGAGGCCCUUCUGCAGAAGCUGCAGCAGCUGCUGGACAGGAAUGUUUCCCUGGCUGUGGCCACCAGCAACCCAACACUGGCCAGGAAGUCCACCGACCUGCAGGUCCUGGCUGCCCGAGGUGCCCAGGUGCGACAGGUGCCCAUGCAGCGGCUCACCGGGGGCGUUUUGCACUCUAAGUUCUGGGUCGUGGAUGGGCGACACAUCUACGUGGGCAGCGCCAACAUGGACUGGCGGUCCUUGACACAGGUGAAGGAGCUUGGCGCCAUCGUCUACAACUGCAGCCACCUGGCUGACGACCUGGAGAAGACCUUCCAGACCUACUGGGUGCUGGGGGCGCCCCAGGCCGUCCUCCCUGAAACCUGGCCUCAGAACUUCUCGUCCCACAUCAACCGCUUUCAGCCCCUCCGGGGCCGCUUUGACGGGGUGCCCACCACUGCCUACCUCUCGGCAUCGCCACCCGCGCUCUGCCCCCAAGGCCGCACCCGGGACCUGGACGCACUGCUGGCGGUGAUGCGGGCAGCCCAGGAGUUCAUCUAUGCCUCGGUGAUGGAGUAUUGCCCCACCACGCGCUUCAGCCACCCCGCCAGGUACUGGCCGGUGCUGGACAAUGCGCUGUGGGCGGCCGCCUUCAGCAGGGGCGUGCGCGUGCGCCUGCUGGCCAGCUGUUGGCUCAACACAGACCCCACCAUGUUCCCUUACCUGAGGUCCCUGCAGGCCCUCAGCAACCCCUCGGCCAACAUCUCUAUAGACGUGAAAGUCUUCAUUGUCCCAGUGGGCAAUCAUUCCCACAUCCCAUUCAGCAGGGUAAACCACAGCAAGUUCAUGGUCACCGAGAAGGCAGCCUACAUAGGCACCUCCAACUGGUCGGAAGACUACUUCAGCAGCACCUCAGGCGUGGGCCUGGUGGUCAGCCAGAGGGCCGCACGCACCCAGCCAGGGGCGGCCACGGUGCAGGAGCAGCUGCAGCAGCUCUUUGAGCGGGACUGGAGUUCCCGCUACGCCGUGGGCCUGGACGGGCAAGCCCUGGGCCAGGACUGUGUCUGGCAGGGGUGA
Molecule: messenger RNA, 1530 nt
Organism: Galeopterus variegatus (Sunda flying lemur)
Lineage: Eukaryota; Metazoa; Chordata; Mammalia; Dermoptera; Cynocephalidae
Gene: PLD4
Product: phospholipase D family, member 4
Exons: 10
Coding region: 1-1530 (509 amino acids)
Biological process (GO): phagocytosis; hematopoietic progenitor cell differentiation
Cellular component (GO): nucleus; endoplasmic reticulum; trans-Golgi network membrane
Molecular function (GO): catalytic activity
Source: RefSeq, a predicted model, not a curated record